AUGGCAGUCAACUUUUUAUCAUAUGAUAAUGCAGAUGAUGACUAUAUCGACAUGGAAGUUGGAAACUUUCUCUGCCAUUCCAAAACCUUGCCACCACAACCAAGCGAAUUCGAGUUUCACAUGUCAUCAAUUUCACUAGAAAAAGAGCCCACAACUUCUCCAGCUGAUGAGCUUUUCUACAAAGGAAAACUCCUCCCACUUCAUCUUCCUCCUCGGUUACAAAUGGUCGAAAAGCUUCUAGAACACUCCACUUCUGUAAGAAAUCAUCAUAAUACCUUUGAAGAAGACUUCUAUAGCACCCCUUUAAUGACAGCUCUAACUACACCAACUUCAGCCACUACCCCAUUUGAAUCCUGCAAUAUUUCUCCUUCUGAGUCUUGCAGAGUUAGCCGAGAGCUCAAUCCAGAAGACUAUUUUUUGGAUUACUCCAAUGAGAUAAAUCCGAAAAACUCAUCAUGGACUAAAAAGCUUAAGAUAAUUAAGCAGUCAUCGAUUGGCUCGAAACUGAAGGCUUCGAGGGCUUACCUCAAGUCUUUGUUUGGAAAAUCCGGUUGCUCGGCUGAAUCCUGUACUGCAGCAACUAAAGUUGCAGAUGAGGGAACUAUUACGAGAGUGAAAGAGUCUUUGAUGAGAUGUGAACGGCCGACGAAGAAAAUCCCUUUUGGACAAAUUCAGAAGAUCAACCGGGAUGUUGGCGAAAGCGGGCGGCUUCACAGAAGAUCGUUCUCAAUGGCAAUUAAACGUCAUUCGACAGCUAAGUCAUCGUCAUCUUCGUCAACGUCGUCAUCUGGAUCUUCUUCUUCAAGCUCCAUUAAUACAAAUGGAGUUUAUGUGCUGCCAUUUCUGAAGAGAAGCAGCAGUGUAAAUGCAGAGGUUGAGAAUCCAAUUCAAGGAGCAAUAGCACAUUGCAAGCAGUCUCAGUCUCAGCAGAUUUUCUGCUCAAGAAAGAGUGCAACAGAGAUUGGGUUAUACUCAUUGUCAGCUUCUAAACUAGCUAUCUAUGAAGACCAUGAAAAACCUGAACUCUGCAGGGGUUGAACAUUCUGAAAUUUUCAAUUAAAAAUGAGAAUCAGCAUAAUAAUUAGAUUAACUUUUGAUUAUGUUUCUAUUUUCUUCUUUCAAUUAAUUUAAUUUGCUGCAUGCAAAUGCUCAAAGCAAGAAUCAGAGCUGUUAAGUUAAUGCCUUUUUAAUGUUUACACUUCAGAUCA
Mercurialis annua (annual mercury) is the source of this 1208-nucleotide messenger RNA. RefSeq names its product probable membrane-associated kinase regulator 4. The record is from RefSeq and is a predicted model, not a curated record. Gene Ontology annotation, cellular component: plasma membrane. Bases 1 to 1038 code for a protein of 345 amino acids. Gene Ontology annotation, molecular function: kinase inhibitor activity. The transcript has a single exon. Lineage: Eukaryota; Viridiplantae; Streptophyta; Magnoliopsida; Malpighiales; Euphorbiaceae.